Molecule: messenger RNA, 714 nt
Organism: Hevea brasiliensis (rubber tree)
Lineage: Eukaryota; Viridiplantae; Streptophyta; Magnoliopsida; Malpighiales; Euphorbiaceae
Exons: 3
Coding region: 1-714 (237 amino acids)
Biological process (GO): regulation of DNA-templated transcription
Molecular function (GO): double-stranded DNA binding
Source: RefSeq, a predicted model, not a curated record
AUGAAGCGGCGUGCUGUGCUGCGCGUCACGUCGCUUCGUGCCACGUUUCCCGGCGUUCCAGGUAUGCUGGGAAGAUCAUUGGCUUGUCCUUUGUUAACCUUUGAUUCUCAAUCACGUUUAAGCUUUUCAACUCCUAAUAUAGCAACAGCUACCCCUAAUAUUGCUCAUUUGAAUGUGAACUUCUCUGGUGCUCUUCCAUCACAUGUAAACCAGGGAGCCUGGACGUCCCAUUUUCUUUGUAAGAAAUGGAUAAUACAUUCCUCUGCACAAAUUGGUAAUUUAACUUUGAGUGAUGGAGACAAGAAGACGUGGGAAACAUGCAGAGAAGCCCUGUCUGCAUUUGAGUUCAGCCUUAAGGAGAAAGACAAGAUACUUGGAAAAGCAUUUGGUCAUGUGCAUUCACCUUACUGGGGCGAAGAACGAAAACAAGAAGUCCCAAAAUUUGAAAUUGUAAGUGAUAUAUUAGAUUAUCUGAGGGGUCUUGGUCUUUCUGAUGAUGAUCUCUACAAGUUGGUCAAAAAGUUUCCUGAAGUUCUUGGUUGUAGUCUUGAACAUGAUUUAAGGACUAAUGUGCAGAUACUCGAAAAGGAUUGGGGGAUAAAAGGAAAAUCAUUACGAAAUCUUCUUCUUCGAAAUCCUAAAGUAUUAGGGUACAAUGUUGAUUGCAAGGGUGAUUGUAUGGCACAAUGCACACGGUGCUGGGUUCGGUUUUAG